GUGCUUGUAUUUUGAGCUACGCUAACUGCCGAGUAGCCCAUCCCAACGCUAUGAACACAACAACUCGUAAUUAGAUAGGGACCUCUGAAGAACUGAGCAGCUCGUGACAUCUUGCUCCAGAACGGCCCCCCACGGAUUUCCCUCUUCUAGAGAAUGGUGCAAGCUCCUCCCCAAGAUGACGAGACGCUCCGUCUUGCAACGUUCCUGUCGCAGCUGGCAUAUGAAGAUCUGCCCCCAGAAGUGAUCGAGCAGGCCAAGCGAUCCAUCUUGAACAUCCUAGGAUGUGCCCUGGGAUCCGCGAACGCGUCACCCGCCCGCAAGGCCGCCGCCGCGCUUCUCCCGGCGGGGGUUCCGGACGGGACCGGAGGCGCGUCCGGGGCCACCGCCACGAUAUGGGGUCGCGCCGAGCGCGGCAGCCUGGACGAUGCGGCGCUCCUCAACGGCAUUGCCGCCACGACCGCCGAUUACGACGACACCCAUCUGCCGACCGUCAUCCAUCCGUCCUGCACGCCCAUCGCGGCCAUCCUCCCGUUUGCGGAAACACACCACCUGUCGGGAAAGGAAGUGAUCCUAGCCGUCGUCGCGGCCGUCGAAGCACAGUGUGCAGUCGGGCUGGCAGUCUCCCCGUCCAGCUAUAAGAAAGGAUGGCACAUCACAGGCUUGACCGGCUCCUUCAGCGGCGCGGCCGGGGUCGCCAAGCUAUUACGGCUCCCGCCCGGCCAGUUCGCGGCGGCUCUGGGGCACGCGUCCUCGAUGGCGUCGGGCACGCGUGCAAUGUUCGGGACAGACACGAAGACUCUGCACGCGGGCCUGCAUGCUCGGAACGGCAUCACGGCGGCGAAGCUGGCGAGCGCGGGGUUUGCCAGCUGCGUCGGCCCCAUCGAGGCUUGGGCGAGGCUGGUUUCGACAAGCUUCGAUGUGACGCAGAUCGCUGCGCUGGCCCGUGGCGGGCCGUGGCAGAUACUCCAGAUUGCAUUCAAACCGUACCCGUGCGGAAUCGUGAUCCACCCGCUGAUCGAUGCCUGCCUCGAGAUGCGUGCCUCCUUUUCCCGCGCCGACGCAGCAGUGUCGACUGGCCCGACAGGCAUAGACGACAUCGCCGAGAUCGAGGUCGUUGCCAAUCCUCAGCUGGUCCGGCUCUGCAACGUGCGACACCCCCGCACCGGCCUCGAGACCAUUUUCUCGCUCUAUCACGGCUGCGCCGUCGCCCUCGUGCAUGGCCGCGCGGGUCCUGCCGAGUUCUCCGAUUCCGUGGCCGCUCACGACGCCCGGGUCCGCGCUGUGAGGGACUGUGUCACCGUGCGUACGGACGAGAUGAUGAGGGAUGAUGAGGCAAUCCUCCAUUUCAAAUCACUCCCUUCGGCAGAUGGCGUCGUUCGGGAGACAACCGUACGUGUGGAACACGCCCUCGGAUCGGUGGAAAAUCCCCUAAGCAAGGAAUUCCUAGAGGAGAAAUUCUCGAGUCAGGCAGAGUCCUCGUUGGGCAGGGAGAAGGCAAAUGCCAUCAUCAAGGCAUGUUGGGAGCUUGAUUUGAUGGAUGACGUGGCCGACUUUGUGAAGCUGCUGGGGACGACCGUAGUAUAAUUAGUUAAACAUGCUUCGUCUUUACCCCCAUUCCUCCAAGUCCCAUCAAUAUGCUUCCUUCCCAUAAUUAGGUGCAGGUGUCACGGUCCCAGUGAUCUAUCUAUAAGUUGACGCAUUGCCCCCCCAAUUAAUCUCGCGUCCGCGCUCUCUGGUCCAGUGCCGCUAUCAUCCUGGUUUCGUGAAGCCGCAGCUGCUCUGCUCUCCUAUGAGCCA
Messenger RNA from Phialemonium atrogriseum, 1797 nucleotides. RefSeq names its product 2-methylcitrate dehydratase. The record is from RefSeq and is a predicted model, not a curated record. The transcript has 2 exons. The coding region runs from base 154 to 1584 and encodes 476 amino acids. NCBI's taxonomy places the organism in Eukaryota, Fungi, Ascomycota, Sordariomycetes, Cephalothecales, Cephalothecaceae. Gene Ontology annotation, molecular function: lyase activity.